GGGCGUCGCGGGGGAAUUUUCGUUGCAGUGGGCUGGUUGCUCUACCUAGCGGACGCUGUCUUUACACACUGCACACACACGGAACACACACACACACAGCCGCGAGAGUCGAGCUCCAGCGAGGGAUACAAGAGCAGUCCGUGGCAAGCAGACAUAAUUAUUAUUGGACAAACCUUCCGGCAAAAAAAAAUUCGGUGUUUGAUCUUGUUUUUGCUCAAAUCAUCGGACGUGUGAACGCUGCUUUUUUCUUACCUAAUUACAAUAGUUGAUCACUCAUUUUUGUGUGUUUUGUUGUAGCUGACACAACGAGGAAGGGUUUGCACCAUACAAAAAAGGCUUCCAGUAAUGGAGUCUAAUCCUAGUCUGCUACCUGUGACACGGGAUUCCAGCUCUUCUCCGCCGAGCUCCAAACAGGACCUCCCAACAUUCAACCCCAACCUGAAACCCAACCAGGUCAGCGAGACCGCGCUGUAUGGAAUACCCAUAGUCUGCCUGGUGCUGGACGGCCAGGAGAGACUGUGCCUGGCGCAAAUCUCCAACACUCUGCUGAAAAACUACAGCUAUAACGAGAUCCAUAACCGGCGUGUGGCUCUGGGCAUCACCUGCGUGCAAUGCACCCCGGUCCAGCUGGAGAUUCUGAGGCGUGCGGGCGCCAUGCCCAUCUCCUCGAGGCGCUGCGGGAUGAUUACAAAGCGCGAGGCCGAGAGGCUUUGUAAAUCGUUUCUCGGAGCUCACAACCCUCCAAAAUUACCGGAAAACUUCGCGUUUGAUGUGUCCCACGAGUGCGCGUGGGGGAGCCGUGGUAACUUUAUACCAGCCAGGUACAACAGCUCCCGAGCCAAGUGCAUCAAAUGCUCUUUCUGUAAUAUGUAUUUUUCUCCCAAUAAGUUCAUAUUUCACUCUCACCGCACACCAGAGUCAAAGUACACCCAGCCAGACGCAGCUAACUUUAACUCCUGGAGGAGGCACCUCAAACUGACUGACAAAGGCUCACCUGACGACGUGGCACAUGCAUGGGAGGACGUGAAGGCCAUGUUCAACGGGGGCAGCCGGAAGAGGACGCUGCCCGUGCACGGUCACGGCUCUGAGCGUUCCUUUCCAUUGAAACCACAUCAAGGACCUAGCAACCUCUCCCGGAGAGACUCACCGGAGAUCCCCCCUAAAAUCCUCCGCUGCGAGGACAACCGGGGAGGCAUGGGGAGUAUGAGUACCUCGUGCAGCUAUCCGGUUAUCCCGGUGCCCAGUAAGAGCUUCGGUAUGUUGCAGAAUGUGAAGAUUCCUCCGCCGCUUUACCCACAUCCCUACGGGUUCCCGGCAUUCGGGUUGUUACAGAAAAAGGAUGACGGUGCUGUGAUGGGAGAAGGGCAGAACAAAGCCCACCUCUCCGGGGUCUUCUCCUGGCCUAGCACCAAGGACAGCGCCUACCACUCUUUCCCCAUGUUCUGGCCUACUGCAGGUGGCCUGACCAUGCCCCCCUACCCCCAGCCCCAGCACAAACCGCACUCGGAGCUCCUGUGCGCCAGACAGAGUGAUCUGGAUGCAUCCGAGCAGAGUGACAGAAGUAGCAACACUCCGAGGGACAGUCUGAUGGACAGUGACCAGUGCUCUAGCACACAGUCCACCCGGAAUGAGGACGACAAGUUUGGCGAUGAGGCGAGGCUAAUGGACUGUAUAAGGCCAGUUCUACCACGGAAGAUUAGCUACGUAUCUGCAUUCAGACCCGUCAUCAAAGACGCGGAAAGUAUAGCCAAACUUUACGGUAACCGGGGGUCGUACAACGGGGCUCGAGCUGGCUACCUGUCACCAGAUUUCCUGAGCGAGAGCUCGAGUUACAGGUCCAUGUCCCCCGGAAGCGUGGACAGUGUGGGAGAGACGGAUGUGGAUGUUGAAACCAAUAAAUCACAAGAGGAUGAGGAGUCACUUCCGCACACCAUUGAGGUCAGCAAGAGCCCCCUUGUUCCGGUUCUAAACUUGGCACAGGAUGCUUCACUAAACUGCCCAGAAUCCAAAUCGGCGCCAGAGCAGGCGGCUGUGGUCGACUCACAGAGGAUGAAUCUACCUCUACACGUGGUACUGUCUUUAGACAGAGAGAGACAGGAGAACAAGACCACGUCUUUUGUUGAAAUAUAUUCACCGGACAGGAGUGAUAUGCAACAAAGGAGAAGUCCAUAUGCUUUUGGUUCAGCAACGAAUUACCAUAAAGAUACUGUGGAAUCGAAAGACGACAGUGUCAGUAGAGAGGAGCCGUCUUCGACAAUGGAGGAGAUUGAAGCGAAGUCUUAUAACGGCCAAAGCGGCGAGGAGAGCCCGAGAGUAGCCCCGAAUGAGGGCGAGGCAACGCACAAUGUUAGCAGAGUAUUACAAACUCAGAAAGACAUAGAAAAACUGGCAAAAGAGGAAUUGCAGAGACAGCUCGUUGAGCAAGUGGAGCAAAGGAAGAAAUUGGAACGAGAAUUCCAACAUUUAAAAAAUAAUUUCCAUCAUCAGAUGAAAAGGGAGCUGUCUUACAGGGAAGAGAUGGUUCAGCAGCUUCAUAUUGUCAGAGAAGCUCACGACGCGCUACAACAUUUCUCCUGUAAGAUGCUGACUCCUCGACACUGCACUGGAACCUGCUCCUUCAAACCUCCUCGCUGACUCCUCGACACUGCACUGGAACCUGCUCCUUCAAACCUCCUCGCUGACUCCUCGACACUGCACUGGAACCUGCUCCUUCAAACCUCCUCGCUGACUCCUCGACACUGCACUGGAACCUGCUUCUUCAAACCUCCUCGCUGACUCCUCGACACUGCACUGGAACCUGCUUCUUCAAACCUCCUCGCUGACUCCUCGACACUGCACUGGAACCUGCUCCUUCAAACCUCCUCUUCUACCACCUCUACCUCCUCUUCUACCACCUUAGUCCCGUCCCGGGUAGAAGUAGCAAGGCUACUUCUACCCAAAAGACUACUACCACCCCGAAGACUACUAUCACCCCCAGGACUACUACCACCCCGAAGACUACUACCACCCCCAGGACUACUACCACCACCAAGACUACUAUCACCCCCAAGACUACUACCACCCUGAAGACUACUACCACCCCCAGGACUACUAUCACCCCCAAGACUACAACCACCCUGAAGACUAAUAUCACCCCCAAGACUACUACCACCCCCAGGACUACUACCACCCCCAAGACUACUACCACCCUGAAGACUACUACCACCCCAAGACUACUACCACCCCAAGACUACUACCACCCCAAGACUACUACCACCCCCAAGACUACUAUCACCCCCAAGACUACUACUACCCCAAGACUACUACCACCCCCAAGACUACUAUCACCCCCAAGACUACUACCACCCCCAAGACUACUACCACCCCCAAGACUACUACUACCCCAAAGACUACUAUCACCCCCAAGACUACUAUCACCCCCAAGACUACUACUACCCCAAAGACUACUACUACCCCAAAGACUACUAUCACCCCCAAGACUACUACUACCCCAAGACUACUACCACCCCCAAGACUACUAUCACCCCCAAG
Salvelinus fontinalis (brook trout) is the source of this 3531-nucleotide messenger RNA. RefSeq names its product SKI family transcriptional corepressor 1 homolog-B-like. Gene Ontology annotation, biological process: negative regulation of transcription by RNA polymerase II; negative regulation of BMP signaling pathway. The transcript is spliced from 8 exons. Gene Ontology annotation, cellular component: transcription regulator complex; nucleus. The coding region runs from base 346 to 2634 and encodes 762 amino acids. The record is from RefSeq and is a predicted model, not a curated record. Gene Ontology annotation, molecular function: SMAD binding; RNA polymerase II cis-regulatory region sequence-specific DNA binding; DNA-binding transcription factor activity, RNA polymerase II-specific. NCBI's taxonomy places the organism in Eukaryota, Metazoa, Chordata, Actinopteri, Salmoniformes, Salmonidae.